Aspergillus alliaceus is the source of this 475-nucleotide messenger RNA. RefSeq lists its product as uncharacterized. NCBI's taxonomy places the organism in Eukaryota, Fungi, Ascomycota, Eurotiomycetes, Eurotiales, Aspergillaceae. The record is from RefSeq and is a predicted model, not a curated record. The transcript has a single exon. The coding region runs from base 123 to 371 and encodes 82 amino acids.
GGGGAUAUCGGUUUUCAGUGAGGAAGUUGAGGACGGAUGGGGAGGGGGAAGUGGUGAGGGUUGUGGAGUGGGAGAAGAGGUCGUCGAGGUCGAGGCCGUCGUCGGCUGAGUCCGGGAGUGAGAUGAAGGGGGAUCGGUUUGUGUUGAGUAUUGCGGAUACAACACAGUCGGGGUUGCGGCGGCCGUGGUUGGCGACAUUGACGAGGAAGGGGUUCAAGGUUGGUGGGUGGAAUCGGGCGCAGAGGGAAUAUUUGUCUUCGGCAUUACGAGGGCAUGGAGAUGUUGACGAGGAUGCGGCGCUGUACACUUGCCUGUUAACGAUGGGAGUUUGUGUGGCGGCGCAGGAGGGUUGGGUGAAUCAAUAUGUGUGAAAAAGGUUGUAUGCUCAUUUGUAUGUUUCAUUCUGAUUUAAUUCUAGCCAUCUUAAGAAUGAAUAGGAAGCUUGAUACCCCCGGCAAGUUAUGUUCAGUGAUUA